Molecule: messenger RNA, 6116 nt
Organism: Doryrhamphus excisus (bluestripe pipefish)
Lineage: Eukaryota; Metazoa; Chordata; Actinopteri; Syngnathiformes; Syngnathidae
Gene: fnbp1b
Product: formin binding protein 1b
Biological process (GO): signal transduction
Molecular function (GO): protein binding
Source: RefSeq, a predicted model, not a curated record
ACAGUGUUAUUAUUUUACAUGUCUGCGUUUUACAUGUCAAAUAGGGUACAAUGAAGUGGUUGGGUGGGGAGAUCCCAAGGCCAUGCUGGCCUCAGAGUAACUCCCCCUCAAAUGUAAUCCCUUUUCUGUGUAAUCCCGCCUCCUUCCAAUCCCCCCGCUCCCUCCCUCCUUCUGCUCCACUCACUCCCUUCCCUGUCUACCUCCUCCUCCAUCCCAUCCAGUCCACCUUACGCCUGAUGGAGCAUUAAUGCAGCGGGCCGCUUCACAUUGUCACCGAGUUGGAGAAGAGGGCGGGCGGUUGCGGUCGUGUCGGCUGCUUUCUCUUGGAUUCCUCCACCUUUCCCGACAAUCAGGAAUUACUUGCAACAGUUUGUCUGUCGGCUCUGAGGUGUGAGGGGAAUCUUCCCAGUCCAGAAGUCCGCCUGGAUACUUGUGGAGAUGUUUUUGUGGAUGCCUACUUUUGGAUGAGGUCUCUGACUAACCUGGAUUUGGAUAUUCUCAGAGGCAAGCGGGAUAAAAUGGUGCCCCUGCAGAAAAGGGAUCAAUUUGACAACUUGGAGAGGCAUACGCAGUGGGGGAUCGAGUUUCUGGAGCGGUACACCAAAUUUGUCAAGGAGAGGUCAGAGAUAGAAGCCAACUAUGCAAAGCAAAUUAGGAAUUUAUCAAAGAAGUACCAACCCAAGAAGAACUCACGAGAAGAGGAAGAAAGCAAAUACACAUUCUGUCGAGCCUUCCUGACCACGCUCAACGAACUCAACGACUAUGCAGGGCAACACGAGGUGAUUGCCGAGAACUUAACGUCACAGAUCAUCACUGAGCUUUCGCGCUACCUGCAGGAGCUCAAGACUGAGAGGAAAUCGCACUUUCACGAUGGCCGCAAAGCACAGCAGCACAUCGAGAGCUCGUGGAAACAGCUGGAGUCGUGCAAAAGGAAGUUUGAGCGUGAUUGCAAAGAGGCAGACAAAGCACAGCAGUACUUUGAGAGGAUGGACGCCGACAUCAACGUGACUAAGGCUGAUGUGGAAAAGGCGCGACAGCAAGCUCAGGUCAGGCACCAGAUGGCGUCGGACAGCAAGAGCGAUUACUCGUCCUACCUACAAAAGUUCAACCAGGAGCAGAAUGAACAUUACUACACGGUCAUCCCCAACAUCUUCCAGAAACUUCAAGACAUGGAGGAGAAGAGAAUCGAGAGGAUAGGAGUGUGCAUGAAGACGUUUGCCGACGUGGACCGCCAGGUGCUGCCAAUCGUGGGGAAAUGUUUAGACGGCAUGACGACGGCCGCCGAGUCCAUCGAGCCAAAAUCCGACUCCAAAGAGGUGGUGGAGUCUUACAAGUCUGGCUUCGAGCCCCCGGGAGACGUGGAAUUCGAAGACUACGGGCAGGCCAUGAAGAGGACGGUGUCAGACACAAGCCUGACCAACUCGCGGGAGGUCAAGGAGAGGCCGUCAGGCAAAAGCAAGGGCAAACUGUGGCCUUUCAUCAAGAACAAAAACAAGCUUAUGUCCCUGUUAACGUCCCCACGCCAGCCCCCACCUGCUCCCCCAGCCUCAUCCCCACCCUCACCCUCUGCUGUUCCCAACGACUCCCAGUCUCCCAAGCAGCAAAAGGAGCCCCUCUCCCACCGCCUCAACGACUUCAUGGCGUCCAAACCCAAAAUGCACUGCCUCCGGAGCCUGAGGCGAGGGCUUUCUCUCAAGCUGAUCACACUCAAUUCCCACGUCCGGAAUCUCAUUGAGGGUUCAGGACCGGAGGACUUCAGCCACCUUCCACCAGAACAGAGGAGGAAGAAGCUGCAGGCCAAGCUGGACGACCUCAACAAAGACAUCCAAAAGGAGAUGGACCAGAGGGACGCGCUGACAAAGAUGAAAGAUGUCUAUGUGAAGAACCCUCAGAUGGGAGACCCGACUAGCGUGGACCCUCGGCUAGCAGAAAUCGGGCAGAACAUUGAGAAGCUCCAGUUUGACGUGCAGAAAUUUGAGGGCUGGCUAGCUGAGGUGGAGGAGAAGAUGCCGUCCAAGAGCGACACGAACCGGAGAAGCACACUCUACGAGAACCAGAACAGCACGGCCGUGAACAGCAACUGUGCCCAAGACAGGGAGAGGCCCUCGAGCAGCCCGGACGGCAGCUACACGGAGGAGCAGAACUCUGAGACGCACGUCAAAGCCAACGCCAACCCCAACCCCAACCCUAACCCCACGUCCACCACGCCAGAGUUUGAUGAUGAGUUUGACGACGAGGAGUCGCUGCCCACCAUCGGCACCUGCAAAGCCUUGUAUCCAUUUGACGGCCACAACGAGGGCACUAUCUCAGUGGCGGAGGGCGAGCUGUUAUACGUCAUCGAGGAGGACAAAGGCGACGGCUGGACGCGAGUGCGCAGAAACGAGGAUGAGGAGGGAUACGUCCCCACGUCCUACGUUGAGGUCUUUUUGGGAACAAACGCCAAAGGUGCUAUGACAUACAUUUAACAGACAGUGUGUAUGUGGUUUUUGUUUUGUUUUUUUUAACCGUCAGUCAGAAUGCUGUAGUUCCAAUCACACACACAGUCUGGUACCACGUCAUGUUGCUCCCCGAGGGAGCAGUCGAACAGAAUUCCUCCUUUGUGCUUCAUUGAGCUCAGUGUUAGGAAAACAUGGAACAAGCACUGCAGUGCCACCUAGUGGCACUUAUUACUCAUUACAAAUAGACCUUUUACUUUGAAGGGGGCAAGAUUUCAACUGCUGUCUUGUAAUAAAUCACACACACGUGAAUGUAACGUGCACAUUUGUACUGCUAAUCCGAACGCAUGCGACAUUGUUUCAAGCUGCUGUAAAGCAUUUUCAGAAAUGUGAAAAGUUAUUUUUGUAGGUUACUGUAAAAGAAAAUAUAGAGAACUCCCCAUUCAAAGUGUGGCAUGCUGUAGAGCUAUCAUAUAUUUGACUUUUUAAUGACAAUAAGUAGCGGCCGUUGUUUAAAAUUUGCCUUGUAAAUAAAGUCAGGCAGUUGCAGUUCAAACAUGAUGCACUUUAAAAAAAUGAGUUAAAAUCUGAAACACAACAUUGACUUCAAAAAGACGCCAUAAGAAUUCUAACCUCCAACCAUUAGUGAAAAGUGUGAGUUGUACAGUAUUAGCAUGAGCUGCUGUUGUGACCCACUGUCACCUCCUUGAGGAGCUAAGUGGUAUUACGUGUGAUACUACUGUACAUUUAUAAGUACAAACGCAGAAAACAUGUUUAUUAUUUUAUUUAAAAGACGCCAAAAUACAUCUUCUCACUUCCAAUAAGCAUUGGCCAAAAAAAUUAUGUAAACAUGAUGAAUGCUAGCUUUUUAGCAUGAGCAAACCAGUUUAUCACUACUUUGAAUGGAAGUGCUGUAAUAUGGCUCACUGUCACCCCCCCGAGGAGUAAAGUGGUAUUACGUCUGACACUACUGUACCUUGAAAGUUCAAAGCUGAAAUACACAUUUAUAGUUUUCUUUAAAAGAUGCCACAUGACAUAUUCCCACAUUAAAUCCCAGAAAAAUCACAUAAUGAAGAAGAAUGCUAGCUGUAUUAGCAUGAGCUAUGCAGUUGGUCACUGCUUCAAGUAAGACGGUGUUGUGACUCACUGUCACCCCCAUAGGAGGAAGGUGGUAUUGUACGCCCGGUAUUGUUCCUUGCGUAGUUGCCUGUGUACAUUUAAAGUAUCUCUAUAUAAUGACUCACUUGGAGUUGGGUUGCUGUCUUUCCCUCCAUCGCCAUCUAACGUUUGUUUUUCUUUUUGUCACCUGUUUUGUUUGUUAUUUCUUUUCCUGCGUUGCAGAUUCCUAAAAGUGCGAGGCUGGCUGAGGAGUGGCAGGGCAAGCAGCCUCAGAGAAAUCACCGAGACGGCCAAUUAGAACGAAUUUUCCACGCCACACACACACACACACACACUAUUUUGAGAAAUGCAAAUUGUUAGUGCUUGUCAUCCUAACAGCUCCUGCCGUAAAGACACCGAUUUCCGCUUUGCGACUAACCAUCCUCGCUCUCAGCUCAGUGGGUGCGGUCAGAGAGAGGACCACUAGAGGAGGCCCCGCCCCCUUUCGCAUCACUCCCACCCCAUCCAACAUGCUGUGUGAAUGUGUGACUGCAGGAGCUCCGCCCACAGCAGGUAGCGGAGGUGCUUGCAGUGUUUGUGUUCAUCACGCCAUCACGUCGCUGGUGUCUGCUCCUCUCUCUGACCUGACGCCACCCCCCCGUCCACCCACACUCCUCCCCCUCCCUCACCUGCACAGCUCCCCGACCCCGCUUCCCCUCCAACCCCCUGCAGGCUAGCACCUUGGCUGCCAUUUUUGCAGCCGUUCAGGUCGCGUUGUGGUGCGCUGCAUGCUUGCCCUGUCUUCCUCCUCGCCCCCCUUGGCCCAAGGGGCGGCCACAGGGGUUGGUGGUGGUGGUGGGGUGCCGGGCCACCCCGCCUCCUUCCCUCCGGCCUUUACGUUCAGUUAACCCCCCAUUGCCUGAUCACACUCACGUAACCUGAAUGCCAUCAGAGAGCAUGUCAGCCACCCCGCCCCCGUGUCCGCCCACCCCUUGCGUCAGAACACAAGCAGGACCCCGAGAUAAAUAAGUGAGGUCACGAUUGCCUUGUGUUUUGUUGUGUGUUUGUUUUAAUUUUUAUGUUGUCAUCACAAACACCCGCCCGUCCCCCGUGUAUGAGAACAUACUGUGAGCCUGCGUCAUGUGAUCAGAAUGAGAUACUUCCUGUUCACUCACCCAAAACCACCACACUGUCAAGACUAAACUCAGACAGUUAUGUCCAAGCAUCACAAUGGCACAUAUGUCUUUUUAUUUCAUAAUUGACAUGAUUUUAUCAUUAUUUUAAGCUGAAAACGUGUUUAUUGCAUCCUCUGCCCAAAUCGGGACUGAAACCCUUUUACUGCAAAUAAAAGUACGCUGGAGGGUUAGGGCCACGCUAAAAUGAAAAACAAACGUAUCAGAAGAUAUAAAGGUGGUCAUGUUCCGGGAAUAAAGUUGCGAUAUGAACAGAAUCACGGCGGACCACUACAACAACAAGAUGUAACGUUAUGACAAUACAACAAUAUUACUUGUAAUACUACCAGGAAACUGUCAUUUUAUGGGAAUAGUCAGAGAAUGUUGAAAGGUGUACUUUUAAAAAAACUAUUUGCUCAUCAUCCACAAUCCUUAAUGUGAGGCAUGAACUAUUUUCUGCGUUCUAAAGAUAUAAAAAUAGCUAAACAGACACCGUCGAGAAUGCGUGUAAUGAUAAACACCUAUUCCACCUCCAAAAACCUCAACAAGGUUUCAUGGUUGUAUAUCCAUGCUUGGUCAUUUGAAGCGUUAGCGGAACUUCCUUCCUGGGCGCACUGAUUUCACAUUGCAACAUAGAAGGAACGCUACAUACAAGGAACGCUGGCGCGGGCUAGUGUAUGGUGAAGCUAUUUGCUAACCAGCUAGUAGCUAGCCAGUGUGGUGUGGCGAGGUGUCACUAUACCAGUAAUGCAGUUCUUUGGCGUAAAAAUGUGGCUGUAGUUUGAGUAAUAUGUAGGUCACAUUAUGUAAAUUUGUAUCUCACAUAAGGUUUGUGGAUGAUGGGCAAAAUGAGCGCAGUUUUGAAAAUAAAUUCAAGUCAAAAAUGAAAAACAAAUACAUUUCUAGGCAUAUUAGACUGAUAAAACAAAAACUGUGUAAUAUUAAGAGACACAGUUGCAAUACAAAGAUAAUUAUCUGGUUUAUUCCGGUAAAAUGUCAACAAUUUUCUACGCUACACCUUUUGCUGAAAAUGAGGAAAAGUUGUAGUAUUGGUUGUAGUAUUUUUGUUAUUUUCUUUUGAGUGAGGCCCUAAUGCUCCUACAGGUAAACUAACCACCACUUCUGAUGACACACAAACAUGAAACUGCUUGUACAGUGGACACACGACAAAGAGAGAAUAUAUAUAGAUAUAUAAAUAAAGAUGAAAAUGGAAUAAAAACCUCUAUUUUAACUUUUGAGGAGAGUGUGACCUCUCCUGUAUUGUGCUUUGCAAAAGUUAAGACUACCACAUGGUGUGUUUUUUGCACUUUGUCUCCUGUGUUCCGUUUGGUAGACCUUUGCUUGUGUUUUCUGGAGCACUGAAUACUUUGUAUUGUGUUUACUGUGCCAAUUAAAUAUGCCUGGAAAGUUA